Trichoderma virens Gv29-8 is the source of this 834-nucleotide messenger RNA. RefSeq lists its product as uncharacterized. The annotation marks the transcript as partial. The transcript has a single exon. Lineage: Eukaryota; Fungi; Ascomycota; Sordariomycetes; Hypocreales; Hypocreaceae. The record is from RefSeq and is a predicted model, not a curated record.
AUGAAAGUACGUAUAGAACUUCCAUCGCCGUGGAGGCAGCCUUGGUUUCCAGACCGUGGGUUGACUGUAUUUGAGCGAACAGUCCCAUCUGGUAACACUGCAUCUAAUGAAGCUUUCCAAAAGGCUACGAAAUGGUUCCGUGAAUGCAACGAUACGCAUGAAGAUUGCUCAGCAGGAGAGAUACCAGAGAUGCCUGAUAGAGUUCUUGAUAUUGCUGCUGAAGAUACUACGUCCGGUAUCAAGUUAGUUAAAACAAAUGGUAAAAAGGCGAGAUACGCUUGCUUGAGCCACCGCUGGGGAGAGGAAACAUCUCAAGCCACGAGGCAGAACGUUGAUUCAUUGUUCGACGAAGUGCCAUGGGACUACCUCUCGCCCACUUAUCAGGACUCCAUAACAUUUUUGAGAAAAUUUUCAAAAUGGCACCAAGAACAGUACGGGGAGGAGAUACGCUACAUUUGGAUCGACAGCUUGUGCAUUAUACAAGAUUCCAAGAGCGAUUGGAAGAAGCAUUCUCUAAAAAUGAGCGAUAUAUAUUCCAACUCCUCCAUUACCUUGGUAGAGAGCCAUCGGCUUCAUACGGAUAAACGAUUAUUUCAGGAUUCUACUUCAAGGAGGGGUUCAAAGCAUGUCUCUAUCCGAGAUGCAAAAGGCAACGACCAUGAGUUACACUAUCGACACACAAUAUAUCAUCCAACAUUCAUGGUCAAGGAUGACGAUAUUCCAGUCUGGAAGAGAGCGUGGGUAUUUCAAGAACGCCUUUUGUCGCGCCGUCUCCUCAUUUUUGGACCUGAUGAGCUUUCGUGGCAAUGUGCCAGCCACCAUAAGUGUGAAUGU